UUAGACCACUAGAAGUCUAAAACGAAAAGAAUACUGAAUACUAUUCUUGAAAUCUCUCCUUUUAAUACCCUCCUAGCUCCAAAAUCUCUCCUCCAACGCCACCGCGAACCCCACCGGAUUCUACAGCACCUCAGUCUACGACAGAACCCUUAAGAAUACCUUUAACGCGUACUUCCUCUGUCGCGGAAAUCUAAACAAUACUGCUUGCCAUACCUGCGUGUCGACCGCGGUAACAAACAAAUCAAGCUGCCCCUGGAGCGUAAGAGAAACAAUAUAUUACAACAAAUGUAUUAUCAGGUACUCUAAUGACUCUCUAAGUGGAGUAUUGGCCUUAACCCCAUCUUAUUCCGAGCAAACUGGGGGUACACCUGAAAAUAGAUCGAGAUGAUUGGGAACAACUAUUAGGGAACACCUUUCACCCUUUGGCGUCUCAAGCUGCAAAUGAUCCAACAGGACGAAAGUAUGCGGCGACAACGGUUAGAUAUAAAUAUAUAACGUGUUAACAACAUUGUAUGCUAUGGCGCAAUGUAAACCUGACUUAAGCUUGAUUGAUUGUCAAAAUUGCUUGAAUAAUCAAAUCUCCAACCUUCAAAUGAGGGCUGGUGAGAGUUAUUACACUCCAGUCUGUUUUAUUAGACACGAGAUAUAUCCCUUUUUCGAGGGUGCUGAUUCUUUGCCACCUACAAAUGUCAAUAAUACCGGGAUCAGUAGCAAUGUUGUACGUGCAGGGAAGAAUAUAUCAAGCAGCUUGAUCAUAGGAAUUGUUGCUGCUGCAGCUGCAGCUGUUAUUUCGGCGAUAUUAUCUCUUGUAGUCAUGUUUUUAAUCAUGAAUAACAAGGUUAACAAGUGUUACGGGUCGUUUUGUACCGCACGUAUCGUGGUCGGUUCCUACAUUCAAGGAGCCAUCAUCCCCACUUCAUGCUUGUUGGACAAGGUCAAGGAAGCUAACAAGGAUCAAGCGAACAGUUAGAGAAGAUCAAGCGAUCAGGUGAGAAGAUCGUGGAGGCGGUUGAGAGUAUCAUGGAACAACUAACAACAUGAUUCCGUCUUCUAUGCUAGACCUAGUACUAUAUAAAGAUCACCACUCUACAAUGAUAAGGGACGGCCGAGACCUACGAUAAAAUCCACACUUCUCCAUUAUCUAUACCUCCGUCUAAAGAUAAGCCCAACUACUUACUACUAUUGCCUUUCCCAUAAUCCAGUAACAAUGAAGCCAACUAAUCCCCAUUCU
This is a messenger RNA of Spinacia oleracea (spinach), 1231 nucleotides long. RefSeq names its product cysteine-rich receptor-like protein kinase 18. The coding region runs from base 518 to 970 and encodes 150 amino acids. The record is from RefSeq and is a predicted model, not a curated record. Lineage: Eukaryota; Viridiplantae; Streptophyta; Magnoliopsida; Caryophyllales; Amaranthaceae. The transcript has 2 exons.